Messenger RNA from Dermacentor andersoni, 645 nucleotides. RefSeq names its product putative nuclease HARBI1. The record is from RefSeq and is a predicted model, not a curated record. NCBI's taxonomy places the organism in Eukaryota, Metazoa, Arthropoda, Arachnida, Ixodida, Ixodidae.
AUGAACACCAUGAUCACAUGCGAUGCAGACCUCUGGAUUGAAGACAUCAACCCCUGCUUCCCGGGGUCCUGUCAUGAUUCAUGGGUGUGGCGUAGGAACCCUCUCCGUACAUACCUUGAAGCAGAACUGCGCCCUGGUGAAUGUUUGCUUGGAGACUCCGGCUAUCCCUUGGAGCCGUGGCUCCUGACACCAGUGCCGGGGCAUCAAGCUGGCAGCACCCCUGAGGGCCUCUACAACAAGGAGCACACCGCCAUGCGCAAUGUUGUGGAGAGGUGCAUCGGGGUCCUAAAGAGCAGGUUCCGCUGCUUGCAGCGUUACCGGACCCUGCUCUACAACCCCGAUCGGGCGGCGACCAUCAUUGCCGCUUGUGCAACUCUUCACAACAUUGCCUUGGCGGCACGUGAGCCUGCCCCAGAAGAGGAGGACGACGACAGUGACGUUGCUCUAGCUGUCCAGCAGACUGCAGAUCUGGUCGACCCGCCAGCACCACCCAUGCGGGUCCCACAACCACGGGAGCUGUACCUGAGGGGCCAGCAGCAGCGCAACCACGUGGACCUUUUCCAAGGACCACGCGGAGUGCAUACUGACCACCUCCGGAGGGUACGCCGCCGCCUGCUGCGACCUUGUCGGCAGCAGCCAAUGUAA